AUGGUUCGAUCGUGCCAGCUUCCGCCGCACGAUGCGACAACGUUCGCCGUGUCGGCAAUUGUAUGUGUUGGUGUAGUGAUCUCGUACUUGCCACAGUUGAUCCGCAUUAUUCGUGCGAAGUCCUCUGUAGGCUUAUCGCCUUUUUUCCUCUUUCUAGGCACAACGUCGAGUUGGAGCGCGAUGCUCAACGUUAUUGUGCUGCAAUGGCGUUUGAUUUCGUGCAGUUUGGAAGAGGUUGGAUGGAUUUCCGUUGAGCAUAUUAUGGGUGCGCUGCAAGCUACACUGCAGCAAGUGAUGUUCACGCUCGUUUUUGUGUUUUUCCUGAGUUACUACCCUGUGGAUCCUGCCGAAUAUCGCCGCGUGAAGCGACGCAACCAGCGUCGUCAGCAGCGCCAGGCUGGUGAGAACAAUGGACAUUUGCAGGUCCCUGGAAGUGGGAACGAGUCCUCAGGAUCCGACAGCGACUUGGAAUCGAUUCAGUCUCAUGUCCACCAAAGUUAUGGUGCGACGCCACAUGCCUCUAGCAGUCGUGAAUCCGAAUCUCUUAUGGCGCAUGCCCGAAGGCAGAAAGGGUACAGUAAUAUUCCGAAAGCAAUGCGAGGGAUUUUGGAGCGUCACCACUUGCCUCUUGCCGAGGAAAUUCACGGCAAAGUAGGCUCCGUGCAGGAGUACGACCUAGCGACGACUUUGGCGAAGAUUGCGUUUGUCUAUAUACUUGUGAUUGUCACUGUGAGUGUGACACUGGUUUCUACGCACUCGCGUCGUCACAACCUGGAACACUGGGCGAGUGUGCUUGGCUUUGCCGGUGGUUUGCUUGCCAUGCUGCAAUACCUGCCGCAGAUUGUGCAUACUGCACGUGCGCGACUGGUGCGCAGCGUGAGUAUUCUCACGAUGUUGGUGCAGGUGCCUGGCUCCGUGAUUUUUAUUUAUGCACUGUCGGGCCGCGAUGGCAUCAACUGGACGUCGCUGCUUCCCUAUGUGGUCGCAGCGGUGCUGCAAGGCACACUGCUUAUUCUUUGUCUGGUAUGGAAGUGGCGUCAGCACCGUGAGGGCAUUGACGACUAUGGCCGACCUAUCAACUCCGCGGCAUUGUAA
Messenger RNA from Malassezia pachydermatis, 1095 nucleotides. RefSeq lists its product as hypothetical. Bases 1 to 1095 code for a protein of 364 amino acids. Lineage: Eukaryota; Fungi; Basidiomycota; Malasseziomycetes; Malasseziales; Malasseziaceae. The record is from RefSeq and is a predicted model, not a curated record. The transcript has a single exon.